This is a messenger RNA of Diorhabda sublineata, 373 nucleotides long. RefSeq lists its product as uncharacterized. Bases 23 to 373 code for a protein of 116 amino acids. NCBI's taxonomy places the organism in Eukaryota, Metazoa, Arthropoda, Insecta, Coleoptera, Chrysomelidae. The record is from RefSeq and is a predicted model, not a curated record. The transcript has 3 exons.
GGUGUCUCUGUAAAAGAUAGGUAUGGUUUUAAGAUCGUUCUGUACAGCUAUCUUUUUACUUACAAGCGUUUAUCUACUAUUUUCUCAUAAAUUCAGCGUAUCCUCGGCUGCAACAAACAAAGAUGUACACCAGAGACGUGUAUCUCGACAUAACAAUAUUGAUAGUUACUCCAAAUACCCACGAUACGACAGAAUAAAAGCAGACCCGUUCAUAUAUGGUUUUAUUCUGGAUGAUGAUGAGUUUUUGGAAUUUCCGAAACGUCAAAGCUCAGAUGAUUAUGGUCAUCUUAGAUUUGGAAGAAAAAACGGGGAAGACAUUUCGGAUGAUUACGGACAUAUGAGAUUUGGGAGAAGCGAUUCCGACCGGAAAUAA